AUGGAACCUUUAAUUGGACUUGGACUGGCCCUGGAGUUAGUAAUGGAGUGAUUAAAGUAGCAGAUACCACUAGGACCAGUAUAUUGAUGUUAUCUAAUAUCAGCACUGCUGAUGCUGGGAACUAUACUUGCUCUGCCUCUUAUCUAGCAAUGGGUGAAUCAGCAUGGGGCAUUAUAGAACCCAACACAAAUACAAGAACUAUCAAUUUGAUAAUUUAUAGUAGUGUAUCAACACCAGCUAAUACUGUGAUUGUAGAAGAAGGGAAUGAUGCCACAUUAUCAUGUCUUUUCACUGGAUUCCUACCAAUUAAUUAUAAAAUUAAUUGGAGUGGUUUGAUACCAUCUAAUGCUAUCAUUGCCAAUCAUGAAAACACUCAGUAUAAGACUCAGCAUGGCAGUUCUUCUACUAGGCCAGCUGUACAGAGUAUCUUCAUAAUAAAAUCAGCUAAAGUGGCCGACAGUGGUCUUUAUACUUGUAGUAUGAGUGGUACUACACUGAGGAAGACUAUAUUACUCAUGGUCGUCACGCAGAAAACAAGUUGGCAAGUAGAGCUGGAAUGAACUAAAUGGGUCUCUUAAAAGAACUGAAACAUUCCAUGAUGACAUUAAUAUCAUCAUUAUUAAAAUUAGUUUG
Messenger RNA from Amphimedon queenslandica, 633 nucleotides. RefSeq lists its product as uncharacterized. The record is from RefSeq and is a predicted model, not a curated record. Bases 87 to 560 code for a protein of 157 amino acids. NCBI's taxonomy places the organism in Eukaryota, Metazoa, Porifera, Demospongiae, Haplosclerida, Niphatidae. The transcript is spliced from 2 exons.